AUGGCAUUACUGCACAGCAUGUCCGGGGAAUGUAUCAAGUCCGAGCUGGAUUUAUUUACAGUUCCACCGACGCAGACGGUUCUCGAGAAAAACACCUAUUUAGAAGUACCGCCUUUUUCCGCUAUAUCAGACUCUGCGCCAUUGGAGUUUUUUAUCGCAGGGACCGGAGAAGAUUACUUGGACUUAAAUAAUACGCUACUUUUUCUCAGACUUAAAAUAACAAAACCUAACGGCGGCGACAUACCUGACCCCGCGUCGGUAGGUCUGAUAAACUACCCCGGAGCCACCAUAUUUUCACAAGUCGACGUGAGUCUCGGAGACCGUUUGAUAUCGCAGAGUUCGAGCACCUACCCUUAUCGCUGCAUGAUCGAGUGUCUUAUGAACUACAGUGAAGAUGCGUUGGAAACGGUUUUCACAUCAGGUCUGUUUCACAAGGACGAGGCCGGACAGAUGGACGAGAAUGACCCGUUAGGCGAUAACGAGGGUCUGACGAAAAGGUCGAACUACACGAAGGGUGGCAAGGUGGUAGAGCUACUAGCGCCUAUUCACAGCGACAUUUUCUUUCAAGAAAAAUUACUGUUAAACGGUGUCGACGUUAAAAUACGUUUGAUCAGAGCCAAAAACGAAUUCUGUCUGAUGAGAAGCGACGAUGUGGCCUACAAAGUAAAAAUCGUCUCGGCAUCCCUAUUUGUCAAGAAAGUCAGCGUGUCGCCGUCUGUGAGACUGGGGCAUGCCCAGGCUCUGCUCACCGCUACUGCAAAGUACCCUAUAGACAGAGUAUGCCUCAAAACCCUUUCUAUACCUACAGGAUCCCGCGUUUCAAAUCAAGAAAACUUGUUUUUAGGAACGCUGCCGAAAUCAAUCAUUCUGGGGAUGGUCGAUAAUGACGCCUUUACCGGAGCGUACGAUAAAAAUCCAUUCACUUUCAAUCAUUACGACAUGGAGUUCCUGGCCAUUUAUGUGGAUGGUCAACAAAUACCCGCCAAGCCGCUACAGCCGGAUUUCGAUUCAGGAGCCGCGGUGCGCGAAUAUUACCAGCUGGUGAUGUCUACAGGGAGACAUCUGAAAAACCACGGGCUCGCAUUCGAUAGAGGCGAGUUUAUGAAUGGCUACAGCCUGUUCGCAUUUAACCUAACACCCGACGAAGAGUGCGGACAGCACCUGUCGCUCGUCAAGUCCGGGAACAUAAGGCUAGAAGUGCGGUUCAAAAAGGCGCUAGCUAAGACCAUUACGCUAAUCGUUUACGCGGUGUUCGAUUCGAUCAUUCAAGUUUCAAAUCGCAGACAGAUCCUGGUCGAUCAUUAUUGA
Triplophysa rosa is the source of this 1308-nucleotide messenger RNA. RefSeq lists its product as uncharacterized. The coding region runs from base 1 to 1308 and encodes 435 amino acids. Gene Ontology annotation, cellular component: cytosol. Gene Ontology annotation, molecular function: ribonucleoside-diphosphate reductase activity, thioredoxin disulfide as acceptor. Lineage: Eukaryota; Metazoa; Chordata; Actinopteri; Cypriniformes; Nemacheilidae. Gene Ontology annotation, biological process: deoxyribonucleotide biosynthetic process. The transcript has a single exon. The record is from RefSeq and is a predicted model, not a curated record.